AUGUUGCCUCUUCAAGUCUCUUCUCUAUUCUCAUCAAUAUCUUCAACUAUUUCAUCUACAAUUCCAUCAACGGGAAAACAAUGCUCGAUUUGCGGUAGUUCUUCGCAUGGACUCCACUUUGGGGCAAUCAGCUGCCGAGCAUGUGCCGCUUUCUUCAAGAGAAGUGUUGACAUGCGACGGGUUUACAAUUGUCGACGAUCCGGUGGAAAGUGCGAUCUAACAUUGGAUGUGAGAUGUAUCUGCAGAGCGUGUCGCUUCUCAAAGUGUUUAGCAAUGGGAAUGAGUUUGGGUGGCAGAGGCUCGCCGAGUGACACUCAAUCGCCCAGUUCGAGCGGUGUUGUCGCCUCACCGCCCGACUCAGACACGUUCAGCGCUCAAUUUGACACAUUGACUCGAGUAGCCGAUGCUCUCCAUCGGCUACACCAAACGUUUUUGAUAGAGACACCGCACAUCAAACGCCCAUUGAGUGUCACAUUUGAUUUGGUCACCGAAUAUAGUCAACAAUAUGUCGAUCAUCUACCCGCAUUCAUCAAAGCUCACUAUCCAUAUAGUGAAGAUUUUACGGAAAACGAGAUGAAUGAACUCUGUAAAAACUAUGCAAUAAAGUUCAUCUUUUUCGAGAGUGGCUCACAUUCAGCUGCAGCAAAGUCCUUUGAUAAAAUCGUUUUCCAUGACGGAAAUUACAUUGACAUAAACGAUUUGGAGCACUAUUUCUCGACGUUUAAAGUCGCUCAAUUCACACCAAAAGACGCGGCAAGAGUUCAUCAUCCCUCAUUUACUCGAUUCGUGAAAACCCUCACAAAACCGUUAUCACUACUGGAUAUGAAUGAUAUUGAAAAAGCUGCUUUAAUACUUUUGAUCUUCUUCGAACCGGGAAUCCCAUCAUUGACAAAAGAAACAGAUGAGAAAGUGAUGAGAGGAAGGGAUUUAGCGUUGAAAGAACUUACCAUGUACUAUAAGCAAACUGCAAGAAGUGCCGAUUUUCCGAUUCGAAUGGCGAGGCUGAUGAUGGUGAUACCGUGUCUAGAGAGAGUCGUUGACACAUUCAAGGAAGAUAUGCGAAUCAAUAAAUUAUUUGGUGAAGUCAAUGAGGAGAGUUUGCUGAUGUUGGCUGGAUUU
Mesorhabditis belari is the source of this 1119-nucleotide messenger RNA. Lineage: Eukaryota; Metazoa; Nematoda; Chromadorea; Rhabditida; Rhabditidae. The record is from the annotation of a GenBank genome assembly.